GCGCAAUAUAACUCGGGCCUUGAAGUGGUUGGUGGGCGGGAUGCAAGCCGGCGAUUGUCUCGUCUUCUAUUACUCUGGCCAUGGGAUCCAAGUCAAAGAUCUGGACGGCGACGAAUUAGACGGCUACGAUGAAGCGCUCGUACCGGUGGAUUUUGAGAAAUCGGGAGUCAUGCUGGAUGACGAAAUUAAUCAACUGAUUGUUAGACCCCUUAUCAAGGGUGUAAGGCUGCAUGCGAUUAUCGAUGCCUGCCACAGUGGGACUAUGCUCGAUUUGCCUUAUCUCUGCAAAGUCAGCAGACUCACAGGGAGCGUUUCGUGGGAAGAUCAGAAGCCAAGAGAUCGCCAGACUACUUCGAAAUCGACAAGUGGUGGCAAAGCAUUCUGUUUCAGUGGUUGCCGGGACCACCAAAGAUCCACAGAGCUCAAGUUGGGUGAUACGGGUGAAACCUCAGGCGCACUCACGUACCACUUCAUACAGGCAAUUGAGAAAGGGCAGGCCAGGACCUACAAAAGUUUGUUGGCAGCAAUUCGACAAGGAAUUCGAUGGGAUGAGAGAAUGACAGUUCUGGCAGUGCUAUUCAGCCCAAAGCAAUUGCGAGACAAAGACGGUCGAUUUGUGGGAAACCGAAUCGACGUUUCCAGCUGCUCGGAGCUCGAGGAAGCGGCGAUCAAGUCCAAGUCAGAUUUGCGCCUUGCUCCUGCAAAGAACAGUGCGAAGAACAUUGCGAAGAAGCCUCGUGAUCUGGAUGUCCAAGGGGAGAUGAGCGCUGCAGACAGAAGGCAGUCGUCCUGCAGUUCGCCAUUGGCGCCAAUCGCCGAAGACGAUUGCGAAGGGACGAAGAAGGCCAAGCGCAAACCAUUUUACAAGGCAGUGUAUAAUGCCUUCCAGUACUCACUCCACAUACCGCGACGAGGGUCGAGGGAUAGUUCAGAGCCGGAUUCAAAAGAGUUCGAUCCUGACUGUCGUACUCCAGUGCCUGCGGCGGAUCAAGGGAGUAGUUACACGACGACGGACAAGGGAGAGCAAAGGACGCAGGGGAAUGUUUUGAACCGUCCACCUUCUCCUUUUGAGUUUGGGAGCAGUGCGUUCAGACCUCCUCCUUUUGAAGAUGAGGACAGCCCAGCAAUUACGGCGCCGCAGCAGAGACCUUCUGUUGUUGUAUCAGACGCUUAUCGAGGAGUUUGUCCGGAGCAGGUCAGUGCGGCCCAGAUCGCCUGCGACAGAAGCAAGGAGGAAAACGGUGAAGAGAAAAAGAAGUUGAGAAAGAAAGAAGAGCGAGAAGGCUGGGUAGCCCACGACAAAGUGUGGCCAUCACGAGCCGUUGUCGGCGAACAUUGUGGGCUUGAUUUGAUUGGGACAGGCAGUUGGGAGGCUAGAGGGAGAGAGAGUGAGGUGGCAGAAAACGGUGAAGUCUCAGCAGACGGCCAGACUACGGCAGGGAAUUUAGAUUAUAGAUUGGAUGAGGAGAAGAGAACCGCAGAGGAGAAUGAGGAGGAGACAGGGGAGGAGGGGAGAGAGGUGGAGCAGGAGGAAGAUGAGGAUGUGUGGGAAAGCGGAGAGGAAUCAAGCAACGGCGAGUCGGCUGAUGAAAUCACAUUCACUGAAGGUAAUGAUAGGGAUUUUGGGGGCAUGAGAGCAGGACGAGAGACAGAUGACGGUGCUCGUGACUCUGACUUUGACGACGAAACGUUCACUUCAGAAGCGACGACGGGUGAUGGAGAGGAGGAGGAGGAGGAGUUGCAUUGGAAAGACCAGUUGGAAGAGUUUGAAGAUGUCAUCCGUAAGAGUGGCUUGCUCACCCCAGCAGAGUGCAGCAGUUUCAUCGACUACGACGAAGAAUCGAACACUGUCGAGUGGGGGGAACAGCUAGAGGCACUUGAGGAGGUGGUGCGGAAGAGCGGAUUGCUCGUUCCGCCGCCGUCCUCCACGGGUGAUGCAGGAUGGGAUGCCACCGACGAGGGAUGGGAGGAGAAGAUUGAUCACCUGGAAGAGCAAGUGCUGAAAAGCGGCCUUUUGGAGGAGAUCCAAGACAAGGUUCGAAAAAGCGGGCUACUCACACAAAGGGUAAGUAUGGGAGGCCUGGUGGAUGAAUCCGGGGAGCUACGGAAGGGGCCCAAGAGCGGCGCACUCUCACAAAGAGGGACGCUGCCAAGAAGUGGCGUGCUGCUGCCGCAAAGUGGGGCCCUCCAGGGCAGUGGAAUGCUGCUGCCAGGAAGCGGAAUGCUAGUGCGGAGGGAGAGCUUAAGGGCAUCAUAUGAUUCGUCGGGAGUGCUGCACAUUCACACCGAACCUUAUGUACCUGACGAAGAAAGGGCUGCGAAUGAAGGCGAUCAUGGAGAGGGUGAAUCACAAUCGCCCCGUCGGGUGAGCAGGAUAACCUUGCUGCUCAAUGCAAUUUAUGAAGUGUUUGGUGGUUCAAGGACAGGUAAUAGUCCACGUAAAGAAGAGAAUGCACACAAGAAGCCAAACGGUGAGAAUCGUGACCAAAAGGAUGGGAAAGAGAGGAGGAGUGCAGCCUCAGCAUUGGCUCAAUGGUUGGCUAGCAUCGUGUACCGUGGACAGAAGAAGAUUCAUAAACGAAAGCGGCGCAAGUACUUGAGACUAGCUCUCUUUCCCAGUCAGGUGCCCCAGCUCAGCGCUUCUUGUCGAUUCAGGCCUUCCAGGGAAGAUUACACCUGCAGCAGAUCGCUUAUUCGUGAUGUCGUCAGAGAUUACACCUGCAGCGGAUCGCUUAUUCGUGAUGUCGUCAGAGAUUACGGCCGUGGCAAACAGGGGAUCGUACGUGUUCUGCGACGGCUCUUCCUGAACCAUCAGGCGGUCGAUUGCAGGGAUGAACAGUGGAUCUGUCAGAUUCCUUCAUGGUCCGCCUUCCGGUGGUUUUGCUACGGAAAACUGACCAAGUGCAGAAUGUAUCACGAAUACAUCACGAAAACAUCUGACGGAUGUACAAGAAGAUAGUUUGAUGCUUCGUUCGUUUCGGGAUGUCGUCCGAGAUGAUGGCUGACGGCAACGAAUACAGCGGAUCGCUUCUGAUCAGAAGUCUGUCUCCAAGCGGAGUCGGUCGUGGGUUGGUUCUUGACGCCUUUUCGGUGAUGCUGCUAUCGAAUGCUGACCAAGUGGAGAAAGCAUGAGAUACUGAACGUUUCGAUCAUUCGGUUUCGAUGUCUUCGGAGAUGCUGGCUGGAUGCAAUAAACAGCAGAUCGCUUCUUUUGGAAGUUGGUCUCGUCUGCACAAGGAUAUCGAUCGGUCGGUUGUGGGAAGUCUGUACAAGGAACCGGUUGGUUGUUGCACGGAAAUUUGUCCGUGCGCGGAAUCGGUCGGGUUCGAUGAAGUUUGUCUCCACGUGGAAUCGGUCGGUCGCCGUGGAAUCGAUGCGGCCUUCAAUUGUGUUCAGCAGGAGGUUGGAAGAUGGUUCCCAUCUUAGCCCAAUUGCUCUGCAAUCUGUGCCUGAGUCAUUGAGCCUUCAUAAGUUCAUAGACUGCAGUCAAACUUUACUAUGCCUUUGUAAAACUGUUUUUUUUUUUUUUUUUUUUUUUUUUUUUUUUUUUUUAAAUGGGUGCGACAAUCCCUUCUUCUCCAAGACGGUGGUGGUAAGAGAAGCACCGGAAUUGGCUUUGCCGCCGUAAAACGAGGAUUACAUCCGUUUCAUAAAGGCUCCUCUUCGUCCUCGGAUGUGAUGUCACUUCCAAAUGCUAGUUAGUUAGGUCUGGGCAAAAAAAAAAAAAAAAAAAAAAAAGGGUUUGACCGUGCCGCUCGUGAACACUAACCGUGUGGAAAGCAACAGGCUGUGGGUGCGUAGGAGAAUGAUUGGAGUAGUUUAGGGAAGCAGAGACGUACUCGUCAUUUGGCUUAUUAGGUUGAUCUUUCAUUUGCUAGUGUGGUCAAGAUGCUGUGCAGUGUAAACAAAUAGUCACCAACGAG
Messenger RNA from Chara braunii, 3923 nucleotides. Lineage: Eukaryota; Viridiplantae; Streptophyta; Charophyceae; Charales; Characeae. The record is from the annotation of a GenBank genome assembly.